UAACAGAAGCGAAACUCCUCUAAUUAUAAAGCUGCCUUAUUGUAAUGGUUCAUAUUAUGUGCUCUUUCGUCAAAAGAAGGGAAAAAGGAUAUGGAGAAAAACAAGUUUCUAACAAGUGUAGUAGUUGUAAUACUUGUGUUGCCAUAUGCAGAUGCAACCUUCUCAGGGACUAAAGUUAAGAAACACUUCGUGCUAGUGCAUACGGUAGGCCAUGGAGCCUGGUCCUGGUACAAGAUUGUAGCAUUGAUGAGAUCUUCAGGGUAUAAUGUCACAGCUAUUGACUUGGGUGCUUCAGGAAUCAACCCGAAACAGGCCCUUGAAAUCCCACAUUUUUCUGAUUACUUGAGUCCGCUAAUGGAGUUCAUGGCUUCCUUUCCUACUAAUAAAAAAGUAGCUCGUGUAGGCCAUAGCCUUGGUGGACUUGCCAUUUCUAAAGCCAUGGAAAUAUUCCCCGAAAAGAUUUCAGUUGCUGUAUUUGUCACUGCUCUAAUGCCUGGUCCAACUCUCAAUGCAGCCACCCUCUACACUCAGGUACCAAUUUUCCAUAAUCCCAACUUAAGCCAUGAGAUUAUCUGUUAUACAUUCAGUGCAGUAAUAGGUCAACUUGAUAAUCGUGUUGCAUAUGAUAAUGGACUUACGAAUCCUCCAACCACCUUGAUCCUAGGUCUGAAGUACUUGGCAACUAAUAUCUACCAGCUGAGCUCAAAUCAGGAUUUGGCAUUGGCCACUACACUAGUAAGGCCAAUAUACUUGUACAGUGUGAAAGAUGUUUCUAUGGAGAUAGUUCUUUCAAGAAAAAGGUACGGAUCAGUUAGGAAAGUAUUCAUUGUUGCUGCUGAUGAUAACCUUCUGAAGAAGGAAAUUCAGAAGAGGAUGAUUGAAAAGAAUCCACCAGAUGAAGUGGAAGUGAUCCAAGGCUCUGAUCACAUGACCAUGAUGUCUACACCCCUUCAACUUUUUACUACUCUGCUGAACAUUGCCAACAAGUAUAACUAA
Solanum tuberosum (potato) is the source of this 996-nucleotide messenger RNA. Its product is annotated as salicylic acid-binding protein 2-like. The transcript is spliced from 3 exons. The record is from RefSeq and is a predicted model, not a curated record. The coding region runs from base 91 to 996 and encodes 301 amino acids. Gene Ontology annotation, biological process: salicylic acid metabolic process; jasmonic acid metabolic process. NCBI's taxonomy places the organism in Eukaryota, Viridiplantae, Streptophyta, Magnoliopsida, Solanales, Solanaceae. Gene Ontology annotation, molecular function: methyl salicylate esterase activity; methyl jasmonate esterase activity; methyl indole-3-acetate esterase activity.